Messenger RNA from Daldinia caldariorum, 1935 nucleotides. Its product is annotated as carbohydrate-binding module family 20 protein. The transcript is spliced from 3 exons. Gene Ontology annotation, cellular component: fungal-type vacuole. Gene Ontology annotation, biological process: polysaccharide catabolic process. Bases 1 to 1935 code for a protein of 644 amino acids. Lineage: Eukaryota; Fungi; Ascomycota; Sordariomycetes; Xylariales; Hypoxylaceae. Gene Ontology annotation, molecular function: glucan 1,4-alpha-glucosidase activity; starch binding. The record is from RefSeq and is a predicted model, not a curated record.
AUGCAGGGCCUCACUUCUCUGUUCCUCUUGGGCACUUUUGCCUUUCAAACCAUCCUUGGCUACCCCGGUUCAUCUCGUGUACGCCGAGAGGGUGUAAUCCUCAAGCGAGCCGUGGACAACUUCGUAGCCACCGAAGAACCCAUUGCUUUUGAAAAGCUCCUUGCCAACAUCGGAUCAAGCGGGAGUGAAGUUCAAGGCGCCAGCUCAGGUGUUGUCGUAGCCUCCCCAAGCAAGUCGAACCCUGAUUACUUCUAUACCUGGACCCGAGAUGCUGCUCUUGUCUUCAAGGCUAUAACCGAGAGAUUCAUCAAUAAAUAUGACGCGUCUCUACAGACUCAAAUUCAGAACUACAUUGUCGCUCAGGCUAAACUUCAAACCGUAUCCAACCCGUCGGGUUCUCUAUCUGAUGGAAAGGGUCUGGGAGAAGCCAAAUACCAGGUCGAUCUCAGCGCUUUCACUGAUGGCUGGGGACGCCCGCAACGCGAUGGGCCUGCUCUGAGGGCUAUAGCUUUGAUCACUUACUCCAAGUGGCUUAUUGCAAACGGCUACACCUCCACCGUGAACACUGUCGUCUGGCCCGUAAUCCGUAACGAUCUCAACUACGUCGCCCAGUACUGGAACCAGACCGGUUUCGAUCUCUGGGAGGAAGUUAACGGAAGCUCUUUCUUCACCGUUGCUGCUCAGCACCGGUCUCUCGUCGAAGGAAGCGCUCUGGCAAAGACCCUUGGCAUAAACCAUGAUGCCUACGACGCUAUUGCACCUCACAUCCUCUGCUUCCAGCAAACUUUCUGGUCACCCUCGGGCGGCUAUGCCUUGGCCAACAUCAACGUCAACAAUGGCCGAUCUGCCAAGGAUGGCAACUCAAUCCUGGCCUCGAUCCACAACUUCGACCCGGCCCUGGGUUGCGACUCUGCGACUUUCCAACCCUGCAGUGACAGGGCUCUUUCCAGCCACAAGGUUGUUGUCGAUUCGUUCCGCGGUAUCUACUCUAUCAACGCGGGAAUUCCCAGUGGUUCUGCCGUUGCUGUGGGGCGAUACUCCGAGGAUGUCUACUACAACGGUAACCCAUGGUACCUCCUUACUCUCGCAGCCGCAGAGCAGCUCUAUGACGCCCUCUAUGUAUGGCAGACUACUGGAUCCAUCACGGUCACAUCCGUUUCGCUGUCAUUCUUCCAGGACCUCGUCCCGAGUGUCCAGGCUGGGACGUACAAGGCUGGCACCGAAACCUACACCACGAUCUACAACGCUGUAUACCUCUAUGCCGAUGGCUUCGUCAACAUCGUCUCUCAAUACGCCGCGUCGGACGGCUCUUUGGACGAGCAGUACGACCGCAACAGCGGAACACCGCUAUCUGCUCGGGACCUUACCUGGUCGUACGCCGCAUUCUUGACCGCCGCCGCACGACGAUCCGGUCUUGUCCCUCCCAGCUGGGCGGGAGCCGACUCCACCGCCACCUCGGUGCCCGGCGUCUGCAAGGCCACAUCUCAGGCUGGAUCGUACUCUGCCGCGACGGCUCUGUCUUUCCCCGCCAGCCAAACUCCCAUCACCACCGCCGUGCCUACUUCCACCUUCACCCGCCCCACCGUCACCCCCACCACCACGACGGGCAGCUGCACCGUCGCCACCGCCGUCGCCGUCACCUUCAACGAGCUCAAGUCCACGAGCUGGGGACAGACCGUCAAGGUGGUCGGCAACGUCGCCGCCCUCGGAAACUGGGACACCAGCAAGGCGGUGACCCUCAGCGCCUCGCAGUAUUCCUCCAGCAACCCUCUCUGGACAGUCACCGUCACCCUCCCCGCCGGCCAGUCCGUCGAGUACAAGUACAUCGUCGUCAACACCGACAGCUCCAUCACCUGGGAGGCCGACCCCAACCGCGCCUUCACCGUCCCCAGGACCUGCGCUACCACCUCGUCGAGAACCGACACCUGGCGGUGA